Gavia stellata (red-throated loon) is the source of this 3858-nucleotide messenger RNA. It is a transcript of the gene RBM27, whose product is annotated as RNA binding motif protein 27. The record is from RefSeq and is a predicted model, not a curated record. The transcript is spliced from 20 exons. Gene Ontology annotation, molecular function: RNA binding; metal ion binding. NCBI's taxonomy places the organism in Eukaryota, Metazoa, Chordata, Aves, Gaviiformes, Gaviidae. Gene Ontology annotation, biological process: mRNA processing. Gene Ontology annotation, cellular component: nucleus.
AGCAGAGCUGGGCGGAGCAGCGGGGCCACCAUGAUCAUAGAGAACGUGGACGCUCUCAAGUCUUGGCUGGCCAAGUUGCUGGAGCCGAUAUGUGAUGCAGACCCCUCAGCCUUAGCCAACUAUGUUGUGGCAUUAGUCAAGAAAGACAAACCAGAGAAAGAGCUGAAGGCUUUCUGUGCUGAUCAGCUGGAUGUCUUUCUGCAAAAAGAAACUUCAGGUUUUGUAGAUAAACUUUUUGAAAGUCUGUACACAAAGAGUUAUCUUCCUUCUCUUGAACCCACGAAAGUAGAAGCAAAGCCUGCAGGUCAGGAAAAAGAAGAAGUCAAGGAGGAGAAUUUUCAAGAGCCAGUUGAAGAAGAGCGGGAUGGCAGGAAAAAGAAGUAUUCCAGUCCGCAGAGAAGCCGUGCAGAUUCCAGUGAACAAAGAACCAGAGAGAAAAAGAGAGAUGAUGGAAAAUGGAGGGACUAUGACAGAUACUACGACAGGAGUGACUUGUACAGAGAGAAGUCUGGCUGGCGACGUGGCAGGAGUAAAAGUCGUAGUAAAAGCAGAGGGUUAAGUCGAAGUCGUAGCCGCAGCAGGGGUAGAAGCAAAGACCGUGAUGCAAACAGAAGUGUUGAGCACCGAGAGAGAUCAAAAUUCAAGAGUGAAAGAAACGAUGUUGAAGGCUCAUAUAAUCCAGUUUCUGUGUCUCCCAGUAAAUCUGCUGAACAGUAUUCCUCUGCACAAUCUAUUCCCAGUGCUGUUACUGUAAUUGCACCUGCGCACCAUCUUGAAAACACAACAGAGAGCUGGUCAAAUUACUAUAACAAUCAUAGCAAUCCCAGUUCAUUUGGCAGAAACCCUCCUCCUAAAAGAAGAUGUCGAGAUUAUGAUGAGCGAGGAUUUUGUGUACUUGGUGAUCUUUGCCAGUUUGAUCAUGGAAAUGAUCCUUUAGUAGUAGAUGAAGUUUCCUUGCCAAGUAUGAUUCCUUUUCCUCCACCACCUCCGGGAAUUCCUCCUCCUCCUGGUAUGCUUCUGCCCCCUUUGCCAGGUCCAGCUCGUAAUAUGAGGUUGCCAGUUCCACAAGCUCAUCCACAGGCACCACCUCCUGUUGUGCUUCCCGUACCAAGACCACCUUUAACACAGUCAAGUUUGAUAAAUAAUCGUGACCAGCCUGGGACAAGUGCAGUGCCCAGUCUUGCACCCAUAGGAGCAAGACUACCUCCUCCUUUACCCCAGAACCUACUGUAUACAGUAUCAGAACGUAAGCAAAUACCUUUUUUUAAAAUCUGCUUGAGAUAUAAAUUUUAAAAUUCCUCUCAACCUCUGAUUCUUGGACAUCCAUGCAUUUCCUUAAAGGAAAAUUAACCCUGAGUCUUAAACUCAUUUGAAAAAUUCUUUCAUUUCUCUCCUUUUUUUAUAGAUACAUAUGAGCCAGAUGGCUAUAACCCUGAAGCUCCUAGUAUUACCAGUGCUGGUAGAUCUCAGUAUCGACAGUUCUUUACAAGAGCACAAACGCAGCGUCCAAAUCUAAUUGGCCUAACAUCUGGGGAGAUGGAUACAAAUCCAAGAGCUGCCAAUAUUAUCAUCCAGACUGAACCUCCCAUUCCCAUUACAAAUAAUAGCAGCAAUGUAACUAGAGUUGUCCUUGAACCAGACAGCAGGAAAAGAUCUCCAAGUAGCAUGGAAUGUCCACCAUUAAAGAAACCAUGGCUGGGAAAGCAAGCAAAUAACAACCAGAAUAAGCCAGGAUUUUUGAAAAAGAAUCAGUAUACUAAUACAAAAUUAGAAGUUCGAAAAAUUCCACCAGAAUUGAACAAUAUUACACAGCUCAAUGAACAUUUCAGCAAAUUUGGAACUAUUGUAAACAUUCAGGUUGCUUUCCAGAAUGAUCCUGAAGCUGCUCUAAUUCAGUACUUAACUAACGACGAGGCUAGGAAGGCAAUUUCCAGCACAGAGGCAGUUCUGAACAAUCGGUUUAUAAGGGUACUGUGGCACAGAGAAAGUGAACAGCAGUCCCCAUUGCUGCAGCAACAACAGCAGCAGACACCCACACAGUCUCUUCAUCACCAACUUCAUCUUCAGCAGCAAGCCCUGACCACAGCUCCAGCUGUAACAAUGCAUAGCAAUCUGUCAAAGGUGAUGAAUAAACCACUGGCAUCUGGUGCCUAUGUCCUUAAUAAAGUCCCAGUGAAACGUCGCCUUGGAGCAGCAGGUGGAAACCAGCCUGACUUAAGCCAGUCUGGGGCUGUGGUAGAGGAUUCUCAGACAUUUCCUACUUCUACAAGCCACUCAAAAAUGGUUUACAGUUCUUCAAACUUAAAGACAUCUAUGAAGCCUGGUGCAGGGUCUAAACCUCACGAUGUGCAAGAAGCCCUUAAAAAAAAACAGGAGGCAAUGAAACUCCAACAAGACAUGAGGAAAAAGAAGCAGGAGAUGUUAGAAAAACAAAUAGAAUGCCAGAAGAUGUUGAUAUCCAAGCUGGAGAAAAACAAGGCCAUGAAACCAGAAGAGAGAGCAGAAAUAAUGAAGACCUUAAAAGAACUAGCAGGAAAAAUAUCUCAGUUGAAGGAUGAAUUAAAAACUUCAUCUACAACCUCUACACCAUCAAAAUUGAAGUCCAAGACAGAGGCACAAAAGGAACUUUUAGAUGCAGAACUGGACUUCCAUAAGAGACUCUCUUCUGGAGAAGACACAACAGAACUGCGAAAAAAGCUAAAUCAGUUACAAGUAGAGGCUGCCCGUUUAGGCAUCUUGCCUGUCGGUCGAGGAAAGACAGUGCCAGCCCAAGGAAGAGGACGAGGAAGGGGUCGUGGUGGGAGAGGAAGGGGCAUGUUGAAUCAUAUGGUGGUGGAUCAUCGGCCCAAAGCACUAACAGUUGGAGGCUUCAUUGAAGAGGAAAAAGAUGAAUUGUUACAGCACUUCUCUGCUGCUAACCAAGGAUCCCGGUUCAAAGACCGACGGCUACAGAUAUCAUGGUACAAACCUAAGGUACCUUCUGUGUCCACAGAAAUCGAGGAAGAGGAGUCUAAGGAAGAGGAGACUGAAACCUCAGAUUUAUUUUUGCACGAAGAUGAUGAUGAUGACGAUGAAGAUGAGGAUGAAUCCCGUUCUUGGAGAAGAUGAAACUUGAUGUCGGAAAUGUAUAAUUUUAGGAAUAUAGUUCAAGCUACAUCUUUUAAACGUUUAUUUAAGGAAGUUGAUGAGCCAAAAAAGCUUUACUUUCUUUUCAAACCACAAGAUUUAAAGUGAGCAAAGUUUGUUAUAAAAACAUUUCGGAUAUAGAGCUGUGAUAUUAAGCUAGCCAAAGGCCCAGUAACGUUUUACAUAAUUACCAAGCUCACCAGGGUGGUGAUUUUUUUUCUAUUUAAGAAGGAUAAAAAAGGGGGAGGGGGAAUAUUAGUAUUUUCUUGUCCUCUUUUUGUGUCACCUGUAUUACCUUGUUUGGGGUUUUUUACAAUGUGAUUGAUUUGUUAGCUUAUAAUUGAAAAGAUAUUACAGGUUUUAUUUAGCAAUAUUAUGGGGUUAGGGAAAAGACACAAACUUUCAUUAAAUGUUAUGAAAGAAAAAAUUGCCUCAUUUGCUAAUUGAAAAGGGGUACCAUUUUAUUUCAUAUGGAAUCACUUACUGUAGGAGUUAUUUGUGGCUAGAUUCAUAAAUCAUUUAUUUCAAUAUAUUUGAAAGCCACACCAUUUCCGUGUUCUACUGCUUUUUGUGAGAGGAGAUGGAAGAAGCAAUUUAACAGGGUAUUAUUACAAUAUUGUCCAGUUCACUCUGUUUCUUCAAAUUCUGCUUCACAGAAAACAUCAGCAAUGACACAUUUGAGUGAAUUUUCACUCACUGUUGAUGUACUUCUCUAGUUGCAGUAUAAGGUUC